UCCUGAUGAAUUCAUUAUCCCUUUUAUCAUUUUCUUGAUUUUCAAAUUCAAAACUGACCGUUGCAAUUUUUUUUUCUUUUUCUAAUACCCCAAACUCCAAACACCAUUUCACAAAUCACUCUGUCUAUCUCCUCCAAAUUUCGAAAGAGUAUAAUCUGAAUUCAAAUGGCACUCAGAUCUCUCGACAACGCUCUCCCAAUUGCAAUAGAAAGACCCAAAAAGCAAGCAAAAGUAGUAAGCCAGAAUCAGAAACAGCCUGAUUGUGUCGUCGUCAAUGACGAAAACAAGGCCCCUUUGCCCUCCACAGAGGCCGCUAUUGAUUACAUUCUAUCUGAAAAUCUCGAAGCAAUUCAUGACCCAGAUAGCCAAAUCCAAGGACUUGUUGGAGGGUUGGAAUCUAAAGAUUGGUUGGAAAUUUGUCGCUCAUUGAAUGACACCAGGCGAUUUGCGCUGUUUCACUCUGCUCUCUUGCUGCCAAUUCUGGACAAAGUUUUACUGGUGAUAGUUAAGUCAAUGAAAAAUCCAAGAAGUGCUCUUUGCAAGACUUCUCUGAUGGCUUCAGCCGAUAUAUUCAAAGCCCUUGGUGAUGUAUUACUCGAAUCACCAAAUUCUGAUGCAUUUGACAAUGUGCUUUUGCAGCUACUGCUGAAAGCUUCUCAAGACAAAAAGUUUGUUUGUGAAGAAGCAGAUAAGACACUCAAGGCAAUGGUGGAGUCUAUGACUACUCCUCUUCCUUUGCUCCAUAAGCUUCAUGCCUAUGUCAAACAUUCCAACAUGAGAAUUAGAGCAAAAGCUGCCAUCUCAAUAUCCCAUUGUGUUUCUAAGAUGGAAAUGGAUGGAAUGGAGGAGUUUGGAUUCGUUUCGUUGGUUCAAAUUGCUAUAAAUUUGCUGAAUGAUAGGCUUCCUGAGGCAAGAGAAGCAGCUAGAAGUAUCGUGGUUUCAGUAUACGAGGCAUUAACUCAGGAUGAAGAGCAGAAACAAGAGACAUGGCAAAACUUUUGCCAAUCUAAUCUUCCAGCUAUUCAUGCACAAGCUAUUGUUAAAAUUGUCUCCUCCUAGUAGACCUCAUUCAUGUUUAGCAGUAAAAGCUCUUGUUUAGUCAAUCUUUGGGACUAGCAGUAGGCUGCAAACUUCAUCUAUGAAUUAUUAUCCUUACAUGUAACUUUUCCUACGUGUAACUGUUAUUGUUAUGUUAUGUUGAUAAAAAUAAAAUAGGCUCUCGUUAGCAUCU
Molecule: messenger RNA, 1231 nt
Organism: Capsicum annuum
Lineage: Eukaryota; Viridiplantae; Streptophyta; Magnoliopsida; Solanales; Solanaceae
Product: TOG array regulator of axonemal microtubules protein 1
Exons: 5
Coding region: 166-1059 (297 amino acids)
Biological process (GO): microtubule cytoskeleton organization
Cellular component (GO): cytoplasmic microtubule
Molecular function (GO): microtubule binding
Source: RefSeq, a predicted model, not a curated record